UGACCGCGCAGCUCGUGAACAUGGCGUCCACCAGCGGCAGUUCGAAGAGCUCCGUGAGGAAAAGACGUCUCGACGGCGGGAAGACGGAGGCAGAGUGUCCUGACAGCGGCGGAGGACAUGGAGCAGACAGCAGCGGGGACACGGAGACAGAGAAGAGACAGCAGUCGUUACGAACCGGGACUUACUGGCUCACCCGGCUCGUGCUGCUGCGGUCCGUCGCCUUUAUUUACCUCGUGGCGUUCAGCGUUGCUUACAACCAGAACAAGCAGCUGAUAGGCGAGCACGGCCUAAUGCCCUGCAAGAGCUACCUGGAGAGCGUGAAGCGCUAUGUAGGAGGGAAGAUAGGCAUGGCUGCCUUGGCGUACACACCCUCCAUCCUCUGGUUCUUAGACUGGAGCGACAUGGAUGCCAACCUGGAUGCCAUUGCCCUGGGGGGGAUGGCGCUGUCUGCGUUGGUCCUAGUGACGGGGAUGGCCAACAUGGUUAUCAUGGUCACACUGUGGGUGCUGUACCACUCCCUGGUCAACGUGGGACAGCUGUGGUACUCCUUCGGUUGGGAGAGUCAGCUGUUGGAAACAGGGUUUCUGGCCAUUUUCCUCUGUCCAGUGUGGACUCUGUCCCAGGUCCCCCGCCGCUGUCCCCCCUCCCUCAUCUGCAUCUGGACCUUCAGGUGGCUCACUGUUCGCAUCAUGCUGGGAGCUGGUCUCAUUAAAAUCAGAGGAGACAAAUGUUGGAGAGACUUCACCUGCAUGGACUACCACUACGAGACCCAGCCAGUUCCUAACCCUAUGUCCUACUACAUGCAUCACUUCCCAUGGUGGUUCCAUCGCUUCGAGACGUUGUCCAACCACCUCAUCGAGCUCAUCUUCCCGUUCUUCACCUUCUUGGGCAGACGAAUGUGCAUGGUCAACGGAGCCAUCCAGAUCCUGUUCCAGGCGGUUCUGAUAGUGAGUGGGAACCUCAGUUUCCUGAACUGGCUGACCAUUGUUCCCAGUCUGGCCUGCUUUGAUGAUGCAAGCCUGGGCUUCUUGUUUCACUCGAGAGAUGGAGCCAAGAAGGCAGUGCUCGAGAUACAGAAUGAGGAUGCUGCCGGGCGCACCCCCACUCCCACCAAAGGUAUGUGGAUGCGUCGGGUGAUGAACAUCGCUCUGGGCAUUCUGAUUGGCUGCCUCAGCGUUCCCGUGGUGAUGAAUCUGUUGAGCUCCAAGCAGGUGAUGAACACCUCCUUUGACCCGCUGCGUAUCGUCAACACCUACGGGGCCUUUGGCAGCAUUACCAAGGAGCGCACCGAGGUGAUAUUCCAGGGCACUCUAAGCCGGGAUCCCAAGGACCCUGAGGCGCUUUGGGAGGAGUACCAGUUCCUGUGUAAGCCCGGGGACCUUUACAGACGGCCGUGCCUCAUAACGCCGUACCACUACCGGCUGGACUGGCUCAUGUGGUUUGCUGCCUUCCAGACCUACGAGCAGAGCGAGUGGGUGAUCCACAUAGCAGGACGUCUGCUGUCCAAUGACAGCGCAGUCCUCUCCCUGCUCGACCACAACCCCUUCCAAGGCAGAGAAACUCCCAGGUGGGUUCGAGGGGAACAUUUCAGGUACAAGUUCAGUCCGCCGGGCAGCAGCAGCGCCGCUCAGGGGAAGUGGUGGCUGAGGAAACGCAUCGGAGCCUACUUCCCUCCCCUGGACCUGGAAGGACUCAGGGGCUACUUCCUGUCCAGGAACUGGCCCCACCCUCACAUCCAACCGAAAAGGAGCUAAAGCCCUGAUCUCGGACUACUGGCGUUGAGGUUGGAAAGACGUCAGAUUAAAGUCGUCUUCAGUGGGAUGCUGCUGGGGCUGGACACAGGUAAAAAGGACCAAGGAUGCCUUCAGGUUGUUUUUAGAUUGCAAUGUUUCCUGAAGAACUGUGUGAUAAAACCUGAAAUAAAACAUCUUGUUACUCCCAAACAAUGUGAUACUUUUCAAGGGUUCCUUGAGUGAGGUAUCUAUGGAUCACAAAGGAGGUGCUUAAUUACUGUACUUUGCAUCUCAUGAAACAACCUCAGUGAAAGUGUAUAUCAGUAUUGUUUUUGACUGUUGACUAAAACACCAACAUUAAAAGAGUUUCCUUU
Messenger RNA from Etheostoma cragini (Arkansas darter), 2107 nucleotides. RefSeq names its product lipase maturation factor 1 (gene lmf1). Gene Ontology annotation, biological process: protein maturation. The transcript is spliced from 11 exons. Bases 21 to 1754 code for a protein of 577 amino acids. The record is from RefSeq and is a predicted model, not a curated record. Lineage: Eukaryota; Metazoa; Chordata; Actinopteri; Perciformes; Percidae. Gene Ontology annotation, cellular component: endoplasmic reticulum membrane.